GAGCCUCGCCAGGAGCCUCGCCAGGAGCCUCGCCAGGAGCCUCGCCAGGAGCCUCGCCAGGAGCCUCGCCAGGAGCCUCGCCAGGAGCCUCGCCAGGAGCCUCGCCAGGAGCCUCGCCAGGAGCCUCGCCAGGAGCCUCGCCAGGAGCCUCGCCAGGAGCCUCGCCAGGAGCCACGCCAGGAGCCUCGCCAGGAGCCUCGCCAGGAACCUCGCCAGGAACCUCGCCAGGAGCCUCGCCAGGAGCCUCGCCAGGAGCCUCGCCAGGAGCCUCGCCAGGAGCCUCGCCAGGAGCCUCCACUCAUGUUACACCAGGUAACCUCGCCAGGAGCCUCGCCAGGAGCCUCGCCAGGAGCCUCGCCAGGAGCCUCGCCAGGAGCCUCGCCAGGAGCCUCGCCAGGAGCCUCGCCAGGAGCCUCGCCAGGAGCCUCGCCAGGAGCCUCGCCAGGAGCCUCGCCAGGAGCCUCGCCAGGAGCCUCGCCAGGAGCCACGCCAGGAGUCUCGCCAGGAGCCUCGCCAGGAACCUCGCCAGGAACCUCGAUAGGAGCCUCGCCAGGAGCCUCGCCAGGAGCCUCGCCAGGAUCCUCGCCAGGAGCCUCCACUCAUGUUACACCAGGUAACCUCGACAGGAGCCUCGCCAGGAGCCUCGCCAGGAGCCUCGCCAGGAGCCUCGCCAGGAACCUCGCCAGGAGCCUCGCCAGGAGCCUCGCCAGGAGCCUCGCCAGGAACCUCGCCAGGAACCUCGCCAGGAGCCUCGCCAGGAGCCUCGCCAGGAGCCUCGCCAGGAGCCUCGCCAGGAGCCUCGCCAGGAGCCUCGCCAGGAGCCUCGCCAGGAGCCUCAUAGACAGCCGAGUGCAUUAUAUAAAUUAA
Messenger RNA from Procambarus clarkii (red swamp crayfish), 867 nucleotides. RefSeq lists its product as uncharacterized. The record is from RefSeq and is a predicted model, not a curated record. NCBI's taxonomy places the organism in Eukaryota, Metazoa, Arthropoda, Malacostraca, Decapoda, Cambaridae.